This is a messenger RNA of Anneissia japonica, 2033 nucleotides long. RefSeq names its product la-related protein 7-like. Gene Ontology annotation, biological process: RNA processing. The record is from RefSeq and is a predicted model, not a curated record. Lineage: Eukaryota; Metazoa; Echinodermata; Crinoidea; Comatulida; Comatulidae. The transcript has 11 exons. Bases 124 to 1806 code for a protein of 560 amino acids. Gene Ontology annotation, cellular component: nucleus. Gene Ontology annotation, molecular function: mRNA binding.
UCAUCGACGAAGAGAACAGAAAGCCUAAUAAUUCGCAUACACAACGUUGGUGUUGUUUACAAAAAGCGGAGAACGAGCGAGCAGGAACGGUGGAACUUUUAUUAUUUCUUGUGAAGGAGGUGCAUGCUGGUGCAAAAAAUGUCUGUUGACAAGAGCUUAGAUGACAAGAAAAAAAGAAAACGUUGGAAGAAAUUGUUAUCUGACAUACAUGAGCAACUAAAAUUCUACUUCAGUGAUGCUAAUUUGAGGAAAGACCGUUUUUUGAAACAAAAAACUGAAUCUAACAAAGAUGGAUAUGUGGCUAUAUCAGUAUUGUUGUCUUUCAACAAGCUGAAGGAAUUGACUACCGAUGCUGAGAUGGUUGCUAGAGCUGUCAAGAAAUCAACUUUCCUCCAGGUCAGUGAGGAUAAAAAACAUUUGCGAAGAAUUAAACCCCUAAUGCCUCCAAAGUAUGAUAUUGAUGAUGUCACUGUUUAUGUUGAGUGCUUGCCUAAAACAGUUGAUCAUAGCUGGUUGCAGAAAGUGUUUGGAAGCUGCGGAAAGGUGACAUAUGUAAGUAUCCCUAGGUACAAGAGCACCGGUGACAUCAAGGGAUUUGCUUUUAUCGAGUUUGAAAAACCAGAAGAAGCAAGGAAAGCCUGUAAAGCUUUGAAUCAUCCACCACCAAAUGUGAUGGAUAAACCAGGGAAAUUCCCAAAGAUGAGAAAAGGCAAGGCAAUCAGCCUAGAUUCGAACCCAGAACCAUAUCAAGUACAAAGACAACGACAGCUGAUGGAAAUGGAACAAAGAUUGAUAAAAGAAGAAAGGCUUGAGAACAAAAAAUAUGAAAAUGAGGCUGACUCUGAAAACAAAGAGCCAGAGAGCGAAAAAAAGAGUAAGAGAAAGAGAAGCCAUGAUGAGGACAAGAGUGGAGAGAAUGUUGCAGAGGCAAAGCAGAAAAAGAAAUGCAAGAAACAAAAAUCAGAAAAAGUUGACAAGAAACUGGGGGAAGUCAAAGAUGAAAGAGAAGAAGAAAGAAAUGAGGAUUUGGAUGAAAAAGAUGGGAAGACUUUAAAAAAGCAGAAGGCAAAGAAAAGGAAAUUGGAGGAUGAAGAGAAAUCAAUUAAUCAAAAGAGAAAAAAGAGUCAUGAUUCAGAUAAAGAGGUAGUGAAUGAUGAAGGAAAAGAUGAUGAUGAAAAGUUAAAAAGGAAAAGGAAGAGGAAGAAAAAUCCACACAAGAUGAAGGAUGGGUGUCAAUAUCAGCUAAGAGUUAUUCCGAAGACAGAAUGGUUGCAAUUGAAGAAAGAAUACAUUAAUCUGCAGAAACAGAGUAAAAUGCAAUUAAAGCACAACAUCAUGGAAAUGGAACUGCAACAGAAGACAGCAAUUCGUGCAUGUCUUCCUAAGAAAGAGCCUAUUAGUGAGACCAAAUCUAAGGAACCAGAGUUCACUCCAGGCACGGUUGUUCGUAUAGUAAGCAAGGAGAGUAUCCCAUCAAGAAAAAAAUUAAGGGAUUACUUAGAAACCAUAGCACCAAUUGCAUACCUUGAUCUUGAGGAUGGUGAUAGUAAAGGUUUUGUCAGAGUAAAGACAGCCCAAGGUGCAAGUGAUGUUAUUGAUAGGCUCAAGGUUGGGAAUGAAAUGUCUGCUAAACUAUUAACAGGUGAGGAGGAGAAACAAUAUUGGGAGAAAUUAAAAGCAGACAGAAUAGCUAGACUGACAAGCAAGACAAAAGGCAAGAAGAAACGAGGUGCUGAUAGGCUAAUGGAUAAAGCGGAAAGGGUGUUGACUGUUGCAUCCCGUUCACACAUCAAGUUUGAAGACUAGAAUGGCGCCCUCUGUCUCUCAUGAUUGAACCUGAUCAAACUGUCAUAAAUUGCCCACAAUACAGUAGAAUGUUUUUUAUGUAUACUGUAUCUCAAUCCAGCAUGUUUUUGUUUUUUUUAAUAUAUAUAUUUUUGAUUUUGUAUCAACAAUGGUUGAGGUUGCUGUAGUAAUGUACAUUACUUCAUAAGUACAUGAUAAUUUUAAUAAAUUCUCUGGUUUUAUUUAAA